Messenger RNA from Strongylocentrotus purpuratus (purple sea urchin), 466 nucleotides. RefSeq names its product probable E3 ubiquitin-protein ligase HERC6. The record is from RefSeq and is a predicted model, not a curated record. Lineage: Eukaryota; Metazoa; Echinodermata; Echinoidea; Camarodonta; Strongylocentrotidae. The coding region runs from base 25 to 402 and encodes 125 amino acids. The transcript has 2 exons.
UGUUCUCAAAUUAGAAACAAUAAAAUGGCAACAUCGGAGGAUAGUGAUGUUGCCAUGGUGCUUAGGAGAGGACCUUUAGAGAAGACACCAAUAAGAGAUGCAUGCAGUAACUCAGAGUGCAUCGCCAUGGUUACAUCCGAAAGGCGUGUCUACGUAUGUGACCUGACAGAUGCUAGCAAACAACACAAAUAUGUCAAGGUGAAUUUCACGACAUCGGAAGGCGAUGGCAAACCUGAUGUUGACAUCGUGAGCGUGUGUUGUGGUCGACAUCACUUCCUUGCUCUCUCUGCCGGUGGCAGGGUCUACAGCUGGGGCAAGAAUAACUACGGACAACUCGGAAAGAAGAAACAAAAACGCUACAAAGGGCAGGAAAGAGAAAAAGAAGCUUUAGAGCCAAGGUGAACCAGUUUGACCAUAAUUCAUUCAUUCAUUCAUUUAUUUAUUCAUAUUCCACGAUUUAUUCAAG